AUGGAUCCCCCAGAGGAGGAUCUGAGCCUGCCUGGCGUGUGGAUCUCCCUGUAUUUUGGAUUCCUGGGGCUGUGCUCUGUGCUAGCUGGCGGCUGCAUUCUCUUUCUGCACUGGCGCAAGAACUUGCGGCGAGAAGAGCGUGCCCAGGAGUGGGUGGAUGUGAUGAGAACGGCUACGUUCACCUAUAGCCCGCUGUUGUACUGGAUUAAUAAGCGACGGCAGUAUGGCAUGAAUGCAGCCAUCAACAUGGGCCCUCCCCCUGCUGUCACCAAGACUGAGACUGAGGCCCCAAACCCAGAUCCUCUGUGGGAGUUGGAUGUUCCCGAAGGCAGGACCCAUGCUGUCCAAGACAGUAGCCCCAAAGUUGAGGUCCCCAUCACCCUGAAACCUGCACUGCAGCUGAUACACUAUCCCCUGCCCACCCCAAGGCCGCAGCCUCAGGCCAGCGCCUCACUCCCCAUAACGGUCUUUGAGGAGGUGCCCUUUGCUUCAUCCCUGUGCAACCUCCCUCCCAUGGUGAACCAUUCUGUCUCCUACCCUCUGGCCAUCUCUCCUGACAAGAACAACCACUUCCAUUCUCUCCCCACACUGGCCCGAGGUGACCACCGUGCUAAUGCCAAGCCUAUUGCUUCCGAAUUGUAG
Messenger RNA from Echinops telfairi (small Madagascar hedgehog), 642 nucleotides. RefSeq names its product testis expressed 38 (gene TEX38). The transcript is spliced from 2 exons. Lineage: Eukaryota; Metazoa; Chordata; Mammalia; Afrosoricida; Tenrecidae. The record is from RefSeq and is a predicted model, not a curated record. The coding region runs from base 1 to 642 and encodes 213 amino acids.